UCUCCUCUUCACCCCCUCUUACCACGAAUUGAAAUUCAAGUUGAUAUAGUUCGCUGGUGUACUGUGGAAGAAAGUUACUUUUAUCCGGUGAAUAAUUUCCUCCAAAAUACAUAAGAGACUGCGUCAUUUACAAUUAUUUUCUUACGUUAUUGCAAACUUUGUAGUCAUGGAUAAGGGUACACAGCUAGUGUAUAGUGAAGAUAGGAUGUUCAAGUUACCAAGACAGUAUCAUGUCACUGUACGACUUGCGCUUGAUUCAGAAUGUUCUGCCAACGUGUGUCAGUGAAGUGUAUUUAGAUUUUUGAAAUAACGUCUUCAUUACCUCUCGUACGAUGACUGUGAAACCGAUAUAUUUCAACCGCACUAGAUCGAACCAAAACUAACCAUGGAUAAGAUUUGUUGUACGAUGCUAAGGUGAAAUAAACUCGUAACGAGUAGCACACACUGCGCUCAGCGAUCAUGAAAUUCAAAUUGGGGUUCUUAACCACACCCACUUACCGCGUGGACCCCCGCGCCCCCAGCCUCCUCCGCAUGGACACGCCCCCGCUCACGCCGAAAAACGACCACGGAGCCAAACUCGCCAGCCACCUAUGGAGUGAAACCGGCCCGGCGGCCGAGGCCAGCGCGCCCAAGUGUCCCAACAAAAGUGACUCCGGGAAACUCGGGCUCUGGGUGAGCAGCAAGUGCGACGGCGCGGGGCGGAUCUGGGCGAAGGACCUGCACAACGGAAAGAGCAACAGCUACGACCUGCGCAGCGCCGCCUCGCAGGGCACAGGCCGGCUUGGCGGAGGGAGCCGCGACAGCACGACGCUAGUGAGCUACAAGCCUCUUCUUGAGUGUGAUUACCCCCAGCAGGAGGAGUCGGGGGGCAAAGGGAGGGAGACGCCGCCCAGGAUACGAGCCUUCAGUACCAGCUCGUCUUCUUCAGCAAGCACAAAUAGCAGUAGCAAUAGCAGUAGCGUUAGUAGCAGCUCGAGGACCAGAUUCGACUGUUCAGGUCCCUCGAGUCUAGAAGAUCCCGCUCUCCUCAUUAGUCCUCGGAGGGCUGGCGGCUAUGACGCGAGAGCAAAUAGUCUGAGUAACAAAAUAAAUGCCUACAACAGGACAAACAGCCUGAACAGCCGGACCAGCAGUCUGAACAGCAACGCCAGCUGGGGCAGCAAGACGAGCAGCAGCAGUUCCUCCAGCAACGACAGCAGCGUCCGCGGCGAGCGCAACAUUUUCAGCCGAGGAAACAUCUUCAGCAACAGCUUCACCUUCGGCAACGGCGGCAAGAGGACCCCCCCGGCCCCCUCCGCCCCCACUCCCCCCUCCGGCGCCGGCCCCUCCGCAAGCACCGCCGGUCACUCGGCAACAGAUGACACCGGAGCAAGGGUGGCGGCGGAGGACCGAGGGGUGUCGGAUAUCAACGUGGUGGUGCUGGGGGACAAGGGCGUCGGCAAAUCAGCUGUUACGGUGCGCUACCUAACUCGACGGUACAUCGGGGAGUAUAGCUCUUCGAACGACCUGAUGUACCAACACAACACGACCGUGGAUCAGACCCUUACUCAGCUCCAACUCCUGGAUGCCGCUGCCACCCAGUCUUCACACACGCUGACCCAGCACCGGCGAUGGGCAGACGCCUUCGUCGUGGUUUAUGACGUCACCAACAGAACCUCCUUUAGCCACGCCCGCGGCCUCCUAACCGCCUUGCACGCCCCUUCCGACGCCCGUCCUCACUCCAGGAGUCAUCAGCCGAAUUACGUCGAAAAAUAUUUCAAGCGUGACACCUAUGCUGAUGACGCCAGCAGCCAGACGCCUUCCCACGACACGGGCUCCAUUUCACGUCGAUGCUCCAGUCCACAAUCCUUCAGUCCUUCGCAGUGUUCCAGCCUCUCCCUGUGCUCCAGACCUCAUCAUUGUUCCAGCUCUUCCCAGUGUUCAAGACUCUCGCAGUGUUCGAGUCGUUCCCAGAGUUCAACUCCCUCGCGGUGUUCAAGUCCCCAUAGGUGCUCGAGUUCCUGUCGGUGUUCCAGUCCCCUGGCGUGUUCCCUCGCCCCCCACUGUUCUAGUCCUUCUCAUUCUGACCAUCCCGGUCGAGAGUCUCCCACUGCCAACCAGCCUUCGUCGCCGCCUUGCAUCAAGCAGCUCUUCACCCCCCCCUUUUCCCGGGGCCUCGAACGGAACUCCUUUGCGCGAGAACCGCAGGACAAUAAACAAUACGUCGACCAAAGCCAAAUUUCCGCCUGCGACGAGGACCCGACUGACGGCGGCUCGAUUUCUCAGAAUCAAGUUCAGCUCCAAUACCAGUACCGCCAUUCUUAUAAAAUUGAUUCUCAAAUGUGCGUUAAUGCCGACUGCAUCUGCGAUCAAAAUGACAACUGUAAACAAAAUUGUGACACAACGGCAAUUAGGUGUGAAUCAGGCCACAUCAGAGAGAAGCAAGUCCAUGAUCUGAACAAUACCCAAGGAAUGGAGACUCCUCCCUGUACUGGUGCGCCUUUCACAGUUAAGGCUUUGUUAACAGACCGCGACGUCUAUAAUCCAGACCACCCUGACCCGUGCACUCCCUCUGCUUGCAUCCGGGACAGGGAACAGUGUUGCUCCUGCGACCCAGGAGCCCCAGCGCACCUCCAGACACAAUCCUCGCUCCAGCUACUUGAUGAGACGCGUCUUAGGAGCUACACGCCAGACCUGGUCCAGGGAAUUAAUCCAGACCUCCUUGAACAUUCUCCAGAUGCCAUGGAUCAGUGUUCAUCACCAGACCAAACCCGAUGCGGGGGGAACACGACCCCUCAGCUUUGCCUUAGCAGUCACGCACCUCAGGCUGAAAGUCUCGACUGCUACGAAACGGGCAGAAACGCCUGCCAGAACGCCGGAAGUUUACGCCCGCCGCCACAGAACCCCGGGGACUCAUGCGUGUCCAGCAACAGCCUGGACUCCUGCCAGCUCGUGACCAGCGGCUCAGAACAUAACUCAAUCACCCCCGCUCUUGCACACGACUACAGGAUCGCCCCCGAGCCUGACGACCACCUCUACCAGACGGUGCAGCGCCUCGAGGCCAGCGCGGGGACCCCUCCGCGCACCCCAGCCUUCACCACGCUCCUGCUCGCCAACAAGAGGGACCUCGAGCACUGCCGGUGUGUGCAAACAGACGAGGGUGAGGCGCUCUCCCUGGAGUUCGGGUGUCAGUUCCAUGAGGUAUCUGCUGCGGAGUCUCUGGCCGGCGUCCACCUGGCUUUCCAGUCGCUGUUGAAGGAGACGCUGGCGCGCAUGAUCAUCAAGGGAUUGCCGAAGGGCCGUCUCUCCAGCCCGGUCGAGGACACCACCGCGGUGUCCGCUGUGUCCAGAGUCAUCGGCAACAUACUCAGCAGGGCGGGUAGGGGGAUCCGCAAGAAGCGGCCCUCACACAGCAUAUGAUUUCGACUUGGAUUCUCUAGGGUCCCGUGUCCUCCUGCUGUGUUCAUUCAUUGUGAUAAAUCUCUUUAGUUUUGUUAAUAUAUGCUUGCCACGUCUACUGCGUACGUUCGCUUCGAUAAAGUUACGGUACAGUCACAACAUAGCCUUCAAGGUGCCAGAACCGUGAACAUGAAAUAGGUAACACUGAGGAAAAGUACUUUGUUUUGACGACAAUUGAAAUAAAAACAUCAGAGGAAGAAUAUGAUGAGUAUAAUACCAUAUUAGAGACAUUUAUUUCCAGAAAUCUCAUGACUCAAGGCAACUUUCUGUUCUGCAAAAAAAAUGUUUAUUAAGGUUUAUUUCCUAUAUUCUUAUGAAUGUCAAAGCAGAUACAAACUGAUUAAAACCAAACUUAAUUCUGAAUUAGGAUAAGUCUUCACAAAAUACCUGUUCAAAAAGCUGGGUUACCUGAGAUAAAUGGUGCAUAGAUUAGACUAGUGCAGAUUAGGUUGGCCUUCGAAACCAGGGCCAGUCCGAUUGCGGCGCUAGAAUAGUUUCCCGGAAGCAAGGUGGAGUAGGGCUUGGAAUAGAUGGAAAUGAAUAAAGGUCGACUUCUGGUA
Messenger RNA from Penaeus chinensis, 3998 nucleotides. RefSeq lists its product as uncharacterized. The record is from RefSeq and is a predicted model, not a curated record. The transcript has 5 exons. The coding region runs from base 460 to 3399 and encodes 979 amino acids. Gene Ontology annotation, molecular function: GTP binding; GTPase activity. Lineage: Eukaryota; Metazoa; Arthropoda; Malacostraca; Decapoda; Penaeidae.